CACUUUGAGCCACUAGAUGGCGACAAAAACAUACAUUUCACGUCCUGGUUGAACGUGAUGUAUUUCUUUGAUUAUUCCGCACACCAUCGUUGCACUGUGGUCUUGCAUAACAGGUAUGACGGAUAAACGGAUUUAACCCACACAGCAGACGUGAGAAGUGCUCAAUGUAAGGAUGAAUGCUGAGGAUAAGUUGGAGGGCAUGUUGCUGAAGUGCAGCAGUGGGGGGAUUGAUGGAGGAGGGAGAGUUAGCCUGGGCGCCGGAGGCYGACUCGUGGUGAUGACCCUUGGGGAACGAUCGCUGGCGAACCACCCCCUCCUGGCCGAUGAUGACGACGACGAAGACGAAGACGACGACGAGGACCUGACUGGAAGUUCGUUGGUUACGCAUGACCUGGUCCCUCCAGAGCAGCUGAUGAUGCAGGAGGAGGUGACCAAAAAUGGUGGAGCAGGAGAAGAGGAUGGAGGAGGCGAGGUGGGAGUGCAUUUCCCCCUAAAACUCACCAAUAAGUUGCCGUGCUUACUUCAUAUGCCAUUGAACAUCAAGCAGGAGCUGAAGCUUUCUGACCCAGCAGUCCAUUCAAAGAAGGACAAAAAGGCAAUCAAAGACCUGAGUGUGUGCCCGAAGAAGAAAAAAAGGAAGCAACGCUCACCAGCUAAAAUUCUCAGCCUGGAUGAUGAUGGCUCUGUGACCAUCCCAAACCCCAAGUGUCACGUUUGCAUCCACUGUAAUGCUGCGUUUAGAACAAAUUACCACCUACAGAGGCAUGUCUUUAUUCACACCGGUGAGAAGCCUUUUCAGUGCAGCCAGUGUGACAUGCGCUUCAUUCAGAAAUAUCUCCUUCAGAGACAUGAGAAGAUUCACACAGGUGAGAAGCCUUUUCGCUGUGAUGAGUGUGGGAUGKGGUUUAUCCAGAAGUAUCACAUGGAGAGACACAAGAGGACUCACAGUGGAGAAAAGCCUUACCAAUGUGACUACUGUCACCAGUACUUUUCCAGAACAGACCGGGUCUUAAAACACAGGCGAAUGUGUCACGAAAACAGAGAAAGGAAGACGAACAAGACGGCCAGUAAAGUUGGACCUYUACACGAAGCAGAUUCUUCAGGGUCUCUGUUUCUUCCCAAAGAGUGUUCUCUACCCAAGAAAAAACGCCAGAAAUGUGCAGCAAAAAGUUCAGGAGCCGCUGCUGCCACUCACACAGACAGGCACGUUUUUUCAAUAGAAGAAACCGAAGAGAAGGAGGAGCCGAGUCAAGACAAACUUGAAAGUCCGUCACUUUAUGCUGUGACCUCAAAGGUAAAACAUGAAUAUGUGAUUUCUGGCUACGCUGUGGAACUUCCCGAAGAAACAUCCAGCCAACACGAAGARGCAGAACUGACACCAGAAGAAACGACCCCACCUAAAAUAGUGUUAAAGAAAGUCCCCAAGAGGAGWCUUAAACAACCCAGUGAGCCAACCCCUCCCUGUUUGCCCGCCUCCCUGUCCUCCUAUGAGGACAGCGAUAAAGUGGGACAGUACUCUUUUGAAAUCGUGGACAAACAAAGCCUUUUAGACGCAGAGGGGAACUCUGAGCUUGAAUCYGUGGAAACUCUCCAAGGAGGACCAGCAAAACCAGCAGCCAGCAGCACAAACUACGACGACGCCAUGCAGUUUCUCAAGAAGAAGCGUUACCUUCAAGCCGCCAUGGCCAACAACGCCCGGGAUUACAGCCUGAACACAAGCAGCAUCUCCACCCAGCCGUCUGUCACACAAACCAUGGUGUCGGCGGUCAUCGACGAGACCGUCCCCGUCACCAUCCUGGAGCCCCAGCCGAUCAACGCCGAGAUAAAGACAACUCAUGAGAAAAACGUUUUGCCCGAUGAGGUUCUUCAAACCUUGUUGGACCACUACUCCAACAAAGGCAACGGCCAGUCAGAGAUUUCCUUUAGUGUUGCCGACACAGAGGUGACGUCGAGCAUAUCCAUUAAUUCCUCCGAGGUUUCGGACAGCAGCCCCGUGGACAACCUCGGAGCCUCGAGCGCUCCGGCUCAGCCGCCUUCUGAGAAAGUCAGUCUUUUGCAAGAAUACUCCAAAUUUCUCCAGCAAGCUCUGGAGAGGACCAGUCAGAAUGACAGCUACCUGACAAGCCAGAGUCUCAGUUUGGUCUCAGAAAACCCCACGUUGGUCGGACAGCCUCUGUUCUCCACAGAGAAACCGUUUUCCUCCCCCAGCAGGUUCAAAUCAGGGAUGAGCUCUCCACUGAGAUCCACUUUAGAAAAACCUCACUUUGGAUUAUUGGUGGGAGACUCCCAACACUCGUUUUCCUUUUCGGGCGACGAGACCACCUUGCCCUCUGCCGUGUCCCCCMCUGAGGAGGACUUUUUGGAGGUCUCGCCUCCUAAAAAAACGGACUCCUCACAAGGGAUCCUGCAGACUUUCCAGAUAAGCUCGUUUGAUCAGAACUUCAAAUCCCAUUUCCAGACAUCGAGAUCUGCAUCGUCCUCGCAGUUUACUGUCACCAACGGACAAGUCAGCGUUCGAGGUCACGGCACAGACUUCUCAGAGUUCCCUUUAGGUCGGGUCACAGAGUCCAGGUCUCAGUUGAACUCCUCCCCUGACGUUUCAGCCGGCGAAUCAUUCGGCUGAACAAAAAAAAUAAACCUUAUUUUUGUUGUUGUCGUUAAUUUUUACAGCACUUUAUCUCGUUUGUCUUGUUUUGCCAAAACAAAUCUAACCAUAAUUGUGAUUUUUCUUAAAGCAGUGGGAGAAAAACAGUUGUUUUGUUUUCUAACUGAAAUCUCUGACAUCAUAUUUAUAACUCAAAGAUUAUAUUACGAAAAUAUUUUUUUUUCUCUCAAGAAAAUGCAUUUCUUGUUCUGGAAUGUACACUAAAGAGGUUAGGUGACCAAAGUGUAAUGCUUCAUGAAUAUUCUCCUUUUGCCACCAUAGAGUUUAUUUUAAACUUGGGCGUCGCUUUGCCUUGCUCAUAAAAAAUUAAAUAAAAAUCAAGUCACUCUUGCUGCUUUAUGCAAUGUUUGCUAUCAGCCAUAAAAUUAUGCCCACCUGCCGUGUAAUAAGUACUGCCCUGCCAAAUUAGCUUCAACUAGAGACAAUAUCUACUGCGUCUUUAGUGUCUGAUACCAGUGUGUUGACAGUGAACACAUCAUAUUCAUUUUUUUAAAUAUCAAACUUAAGCAGUUUUUCUAAAUCCCUUCAAAAAUGUCCUGAAGCAGAGCUGCAGGGUUCUCCAGGCAGCAACAAGCUGUGAGGUUAUUUCUCCCGUGGUCAUAAUGUUAUGGCUGAUUAACGUAUGAAAGCUGUGUUUCUGUAUGCCUCUUUGCUCUUUCUUUAGCUACCUCCCUUUUUGCAGUUUAUCUAUUGAAAGAACUUCGUGUGUAUUCAAUAGAACUCCUCAUUGCAGCUCGAAUAAUUUCUGACUCAACAGCACAAUCGUUCUUCACUUUAUGUUUAAGUCACUUUAUUCUCACCGAAAAGGAACCUUUCCACUGGAUGUGUGUGUGUGUGUGUGUUGUGGUACAGGACUGAUUGUAUGCAUCUGGUUCAUUUCCUGUUGAAAAACUGAGUCUAAUCAGGUUUAUGACCAAAAAAAAAAAAAAAAAAUCCUUGUUUUACCUUCAAUGUUUAAAAUAAUGUGGGCAGUGGUUUUACAGAUGUGCAUCUUGCCCCAGGACAGGCCACGUAACAGACUGGUUCACUCUAAAAUCUCAUUUUGGCCUCAAAACAGCUGCACACAUGAAAUGGUUGCAGGAUAAGUUGCUUUCUUUGAAUAGUAAAUGUCAUUAGUAGUUAUUUUACAUGAGGAUUGUGCUUAACGUAUGGACAACUUGCACAUUUUUCUCCACAGGGAAUAUCACAUGUACAAGCAACGACGUAACUCUGAGACUUACGUGUUUAUUUGAUUUGACAAACUCUCUUUGUUUUGGUCACGUUAUGUGGAUGUUUGUUCUGUAGUUUGUAGUUUUUAGUGAUAGUUGUUGGAAGUAGAAUCGAUUUGGGGGGAAACGGCAACAGGAUGCCAACAAUCAUUAUUGUUUCAUUAAAACUAUAGAAUAGAAGACAGCACAUAGAGGAAUGAAAAGUUGGUUCUCAUUGUAUUUAAUUUAGUUUCUGUGCCUUUUUUUUUCUUACAGCACUUCCUUUUUACUCAUUCCUGCAGAAGCUUUCUUGCGCAAUAACCACAACCACAUAAGCUAUAUCAACUUAUUCACUCUGUAAUGAAGUAGGAGCUUUAAUUUWGCCUUUUUUUAACAACUAAGAUUCUCAAACUUUUGUGUCUGAGAGGAAAUMGCAUUUCAUCACUUCUAUAGUGAAGGACCAUGGAAACAUGCUUCAGAUGCUUUUAGUAGAAUUCACUAUUAACAGUGUCAUUCCAGGCUUUGUUAAAACCAUGCAGAGCGAGGUACCCUGAUGUUUGCCACUUUCAGUUAAAGCUCCUUCUUGUUACAACCCCUCUGACAAUCAGGGACAGURAGCACCUCGUCAUUAAUCACAUCUUUUCCUCUUCAUUAUGACCCCCGCCCCCCCUCUAGAAUGUAUAAAUAUCUUGCUGUAAAUACAUUGUAUACUUUUUUAUGUUCUACCAAGUACUGUUUUAUCAGUAGGAAGGAAACGUUUUGUGCAAGUGACACUUUUUGUCAGCAGAAAGCUUGUUAGAUUUCAAGCAUUUCAUAGUUUUUAAGCAAAGAAACUUUUAUUUUCUGACAGUGUAAGGAUUUUUUUUUUUUUUUUUUGAGAAUUGCGUCCAUCUCACAAAGGAAAACGGACACUUUUCAAAGUUUUAUCGCAGGUUUGUUUGAGUAGAUGUGAAAAUGUGUUGAAAAAGCAGCGGUGGGUGAAAAAACUUAAAGUGCAGCAUAAUAUCAUCUGAAAAUUUCUUUCAGGGCUAAAUGUUUAAUUUAAACAAGUUAGAUUGGCUGGAUUAUGCUAAAAAAUUAAUAAUAAUUAUUAUUAUUUUUAAAAAUUUCUCUGGGUACCCAUUUUAUUGAAAGCAAUCUUCCAAAGCACAAACAUUUUUCUAGUGUAAUCGUGUCCCAUUCCAUUAUGGAAAAGGGUUAUUUUGAGUUACAACAUUCAUGACCUAUGUGGGCAGUUCUCUUACUUUGUACCUUUCAAUUAACUAUUGUCAGUCUUCUGGCCAUAAGUGUCCUUGUAUAAGCUGAACAAAAACCUUUGUUUUGUGAAAAAAGAUCUGUAUUAUAAAUUUUUUAUAAAAAUAUUUUUGAAACACGUCAUAUUCUGCACUGAUAUGUAUAGUGAAUCAGACUCGAUCACUCUUGUUACCCUCAUUUAUCUCUUUACAAAUUGUUUCUGUCAACAUCUUUCAACUAUAGAUGAGAAUUUGGCUUUUUUUUGUACUUCGAAAUAUUUUGUCAACCCUCUGCUUCACCUAAAAAAUGUUAAUUUGCAUGGUCUGAGUCGUCAGGUUGAGUGAACUUGUUUUCUGAAUAAUGUGCAGCUUUAAUUGUAGCUGAUUAAUCAAGUAACCCCAUAUGAUUAGAGCUUUGCAAUAUAUUAUGAUUUGUAAGCAAUCUGAUUGUUUUUGAUUGUCGUGUGUCAUGUCCUUAUGAAUAAAGUUAUUUACAGAA
This is a messenger RNA of Austrofundulus limnaeus, 5583 nucleotides long. It is a transcript of the gene znf148, whose product is annotated as zinc finger protein 148. NCBI's taxonomy places the organism in Eukaryota, Metazoa, Chordata, Actinopteri, Cyprinodontiformes, Rivulidae. The record is from RefSeq and is a predicted model, not a curated record. Bases 173 to 2623 code for a protein of 816 amino acids. Gene Ontology annotation, biological process: regulation of transcription by RNA polymerase II. Gene Ontology annotation, molecular function: RNA polymerase II cis-regulatory region sequence-specific DNA binding; DNA-binding transcription factor activity, RNA polymerase II-specific. The transcript is spliced from 7 exons.